AUGCUGCCCGUCAUCUACGCGGUCCUGGCGGGGGUGCUGCUACUGCCGCUACUGGUGAACCUCUGCUCCCCCUACUUCUUCCAGGACGUGAGCUACUUCCUGCGGUUGGCCAGGAUGGCCCGGCAGGUGCGCAGCUAUGGGCAGCGCCGGCCGGUGCGCACCAUCCUCCACGCCUUUCUGGAGAGAGCACACCAGAGCCCGCACAAGCCGUUCCUGAUCUUCCGCGACCAGACGCUCAGCUACGUGCAGGUGGACCGACGCAGCAACCAAGUGGCGAGGGCGCUGCGCGACCGCCUCGGCCUCCGGCAGGGAGAGUGCGUGGCGAUAUUCCUGGGCAACGAACCGGCCUACGUAUGGCUGUGGCUGGGGCUGGCCAAGCUGGGCUGUGCCAUGGCGUGCCUCAACUGUAACAUCCGCGGCAAGUCCCUGCUGCACUGCUUCCAGUGCUGCGGGGCGAAGGUGCUCCUGGCCUCGCCAGAACUACAAGAAGCUGUUGAAGAGGUGCUGCCAAGCCUGAAAAAAGAUGGUGUGGCCAUCUAUUACGUGAGCAGAAGUUCUAACACCGAUGGGGUCGACUCUUUCUUAGACAAAGUGGAUGAAAUGUCAACUGAAUCCAUCCCAGAGUCCUGGAGGUCGGAAGUGACCUUUUCCACUCCUGCCUUAUACAUUUAUACUUCCGGAACCACAGGUCUCCCGAAAGCUGCAAUGAUCAAUCAUCUUCGCACUUGGUAUGGAGCCAACCUUGCUGCUACCAGCGGGAUAACGGAGAAUGACGUAGUCUAUACCACCCUACCCUUGUACCACAGUGCUGCGCUUUUGGUUGGCUUACAUGGAUGUAUCCUGACUGGUGCUACUGUUGUUUUGCGGUCCAAAUUUUCAGCCAGUCAGUUUUGGGAUGACUGCAGAAAAUAUAACGUCACUGUCAUUCAGUAUAUCGGUGAACUGCUUCGGUAUUUAUGCAACUCUCCCCAGAAACCAAACGAUCGUGACCAUAAAGUGAGAAUGGCAUUGGGAAAUGGCUUGCGAGGAGAUGUGUGGAGAGAAUUCAUCAAGAGAUUUGGGGACAUUCACAUUUAUGAGUUCUAUGCUUCCACUGAAGGCAAUAUCGGAUUUAUGAAUUACACGAGAAAAGUCGGUGCUGUUGGAAGAGUAAACUACCUACUGAGAAAAGUCAUAACUUAUGAGCUGAUUAAAUAUGAUGUGGAAAAAGAUGAACCCGUUCGAGAUGGAAAUGGAUAUUGCAUCAAAGUUCCCAAAGGUGAAGUCGGACUCCUGGUUUGCAGAAUCACACAACUCACACCAUUUAGUGGCUAUGCUGGAGGAAAGUCUCAGACAGAGAAGAAAAAACUGAGAGAUGUCUUUAAGAAAGGAGACCUCUAUUUCAACAGUGGAGAUCUCUUAAUGAUGGACCACGAAAAUUUUAUCUACUUCCACGACAGAGUUGGAGAUACAUUCCGGUGGAAAGGGGAAAAUGUGGCCACCACUGAAGUUGCUGACAUAGUAGGACUGGUUGAUUUUGUCCAAGAAGUGAAUGUUUAUGGCGUGUCUGUGCCAGGUCACGAGGGUCGAAUUGGCAUGGCUUCCAUCAAGAUGAAGGAAGACCAUGAAUUUGAUGGAAGGAAACUCUUUAAGCAUGUGGCCGAUUACCUGCCCAAUUACGCAAGGCCCCGGUUUCUAAGAAUACAGGACACCAUUGAGAUCACUGGAACUUUUAAACACCGAAAAGUGACCCUCAUGGAAGAGGGCUUUAACCCUGCAGUUAUCAAAGAUGCCUUGUAUUUCUUGGAUGACAAAGCAGAAAUGUAUGUGCCGAUGACUAAGCACAUUUACAAUGCCAUUAAUGAUAAAACUCUGAAACUCUGA
Lagenorhynchus albirostris (white-beaked dolphin) is the source of this 1863-nucleotide messenger RNA. RefSeq names its product solute carrier family 27 member 2 (gene SLC27A2). Gene Ontology annotation, molecular function: very long-chain fatty acid-CoA ligase activity; pristanate-CoA ligase activity; long-chain fatty acid-CoA ligase activity. The record is from RefSeq and is a predicted model, not a curated record. NCBI's taxonomy places the organism in Eukaryota, Metazoa, Chordata, Mammalia, Artiodactyla, Delphinidae. The coding region runs from base 1 to 1863 and encodes 620 amino acids. The transcript has 10 exons. Gene Ontology annotation, cellular component: endoplasmic reticulum; endoplasmic reticulum lumen; peroxisomal membrane. Gene Ontology annotation, biological process: bile acid biosynthetic process; very long-chain fatty acid catabolic process; long-chain fatty acid import into cell.